UCGGCGUGGUAAUUCACGAGUGUUCAUUGGACGGAAAUCCAUUGCUGCCAGAAAUACAAGGCACAAACCAACACAUCCGACCUUGAACCGAAAGAGCAUCUCACGACAGCUCUGCCAAUCCAAGACAACCUCACAUCUCGAAGUCCAAUUGAUCAGCAACCAUGGCUUCCGACGCUAUCACCGAGCCGCGGCGUACGUACCGACCCGAUAAUUCAUACUCGAGCGACUUUUUCCUACCGAAUAUCGACCGCUGACUUGCUGAGCAGAAGCGACCCGCGAGGAGAUGCGCGAUGCCAAACUCCCUCUGGCCUACCGAGACAGCUGCGCUCACCUCCUGAUUCCUCUCAACAAGUGCCGACGGGAUACGUGGUAUGCCCCCUGGAAGUGCUCGGAUGAGCGACAUAGCUACGAGAAGUGCCAGUACGUCGAGUUCAAGAAGCGAGUCGCCAAGAUGGACGAGUUGAGGGAGUCGAAGGGAGGUGCACGAAGCAACUAGAGGACCAGACAAAUAUUCCCGGGUAUAGGGCCGGGCCGGAACUGUACAUUCUUACAAACAAGCCAAGCCAAUGUGUUUGACAAAGAAAACCGGAAUAGAAGAGGCAUUCCACCUGAAAUGAAACACAAUCGAGAACAAGACGAACGAGCAAGACGAAAUUGUGAAAUGAUGGCGGAGCCUACAUGGCGUGAACAACUGGAAUCGAUGGGCUAAUGGAAAUAGGCAAGCGAGGAGGUUUGGGCAGAGCCUCAUAAGAUGCUGAUGCGCACUUGCACGGCAUAAGAGAGGGACCGGCAAAGAGUGGAGGAACAGUGGGACUUGGGAGUUGAAUAGUGACAGGAAUAAGAGCACGACUUGCAACGUCGUAGGACAUCGUGGCGGAAAUACCCUGUCUGGACCGGCACAAGACGACAAAUACGCCGACGUGGUGUUGUGCCGGUUCCAAGAGGUCCAAGGGUGAAAGUUAUAUAACGAGGCCGUGAGCCACCGAGGGAUUGUGAAGUUGAGUUGGAGAUUGCCAGGCAGGUUGAGUUGUGGUGUUUUCCAUGAUUUCCUCCCAUCUGUUGCCUGGAUAUCACCAACUUUUUUGUUCUUUAGUGCGUUGACCAUCUAUCGGUAGUUGGUUUCCGCAGAGCCUCAACACCAACAUUUUCUAUCGCCAAGUUCUUAUCGAUUGCUGAUCGACAACUUGAGCCUUGACCAUGGCUUUGAGAGUCACGAUAAGAUAUGGACGACUUUUGCCGCUGUGUUUAGCCACUUGAUGUCUGAGGAAUGGUGAAACUGAUGAUCAACGCAAACACCGGAAUUCGUCGGCUCAAGAAAGACACAAGGGGAUG
Fusarium verticillioides 7600 is the source of this 1332-nucleotide messenger RNA. RefSeq names its product NADH dehydrogenase (ubiquinone) 1 beta subcomplex 7. Bases 284 to 496 code for a protein of 70 amino acids. Gene Ontology annotation, cellular component: mitochondrion. The transcript is spliced from 2 exons. Lineage: Eukaryota; Fungi; Ascomycota; Sordariomycetes; Hypocreales; Nectriaceae. The record is from RefSeq and is a predicted model, not a curated record.